AAAUCGCGUCCACGCUCGUAGCAUGGAGUCACCGUAAAGAAGUAAGGUUUAUGAUACCAUCUUUCAAUUGUCUUCCGUGCGUGUUAGAGCUCAGCUUAAUUUCCUUGGUACAUAAUAGUCCUCUCGCGUGCGCUGCAUUGGCAGGCAGAAACUUCGUUGACGAUAGAGUCUGCCUGCCCUGGAUCUAAACCACAGCCAAAAAUAUGACAUUGACGUCAAGUAUUUCAACCGAUUCAACAAACGGUAAAGUUGGACAACUCGAAACGCCAAACCAGCGUAGUAUGGCAACAGAAAGAAGUUUUCUUUUCGGUUCUCGUCGGGUGUUUACGUUCGCCAUGCUUGCUGGAGUUUUAAUUUUUCUGAUGGGGAGUCUCUCCGUGUCGAUGCAAUCGCAGCAAUACAUCGAAGCGCUCUAUUCGGGGUUGUCCGCGGUCGCUAGUCUGAAUAACAGCACCACCCUAAAAAGCGUUGAGGAAUUGACGUAUGUUGCACAGCAACAUUCUCCUGGACUUACGGGACGAACAUUACCGGAGCAUCCCCACGAAACACGAAUACGACAAGCGAUACAUUCCCACUAUCCUCAUUUUGAACAUCAUUCGGUUCGAGGUAAAGUUGUGGACGUGACGCAGAAUGUUAACCGGAUCGAAGAGCUGUCCUUAACGAGGAAGAAAAAUGUCACCUACAUGGAAGUGAAGGAUGAGGACCACGGACCGUUGAAUGUCGUCCUGUUUUACGCUGACGACUGGACUUUGAAAGUGCUUGGAGCCUUAAACCCUCACGUAAAAACACCAAAUAUUGAUCAAAUGGCGAAGAAUGGAAUGCUCUUUCCCUAUAAUUGUGUCACCACGAGUAUUUGCUGGAUUUCACGUGCCACGUUGGUAACGGGUGUUUAUGCGGCGGUCCACCAACAACUAAAAAUUGCGCACAACAGUCUAUUUAAUAACCUGACCAUUCCGUGGACAGAAACUCUAUUUCCACAGCUGAAGAAGCACGGCUAUUACACGGGAUUAGUUGGAAAAUGGCACGCCCCGUCGCCAGGGAAAGAGAUGAAAUUGGCCUUUGAUGUGAUGAAUAUCUAUUACGGGCGGCAUUGGGAACUGCGAAACGGUCAACGUCGUCACGUGACCGAUCUAAACGGCGAAGAUGCGCUCAAUUUUCUGAGAAGUCGCCCCAAAGACCAAAAGUUUGCAUUGAAGGUCUCCUUCUUCGCCACACACGCUCAGGACUACACAAUUCCAGCCUACUCGCCCAUGAACGAGAGUAUGUCUUUGUACGAAGACGACGACAUUCCUUGGGUGCAAACGAAUACAGAGCAGCACUGGAAAGAUCUGCCUUGGUUUUUUGACAACCGCAACGAAGGUCGGCGGCGGUAUAUUGGUCGCUUCGAUACUCCCGAUAAUUAUCAAUACAACAUCAAGUGCUUGUACCGUAUGGCGACCGAAGUUGAUUCGGUUGUUGGCGAAGUGAUUGAUGAACUCAAAAGGCAAGGUGUUUACGACAAAACGCUUUUGAUCUUUACAACAGACAACGGAAAUUUGCAUGGCGAGCACGGUCUUGCGGAAAAGUGGUAUCCUUGGGAGGAAUCAAUUCGAGUCCCACUGGUCAUCCAAGAUCCACGCAUGCCAGCAACAGAACGUGGCAAAGUCAAUGAUGAAUUCACGUUGUCGGUGGACCUUGCACCGACGAUUUUGUCGGCGGCAAAGAUUCCGAUACCAUCUCAUAUGCAAGGUCGGGAUAUUGCCGAACUGUACUUUGAUCCACACCAGGCAACGGUAUCAUGGCGUAAGGAUUUCUUUUACGAAUGGAGUCAAGGCGAGCCGGUAGAAGCCGUAGGCCAUAACGAGUACUACCAUAUUCCAGCGGUCUUUGCGCUGAUUCGCAAGGACUGGAAGUAUUUUUACUGGCCGCAGGUCAAAGUUGAGCAGCUAUUCCAGAUUGAGAACGAUCCGUACGAGCAGCGUGAUGUGCUGAACUCGACGGCUCAAACAACACAAGAAGCACUGGAUUUUAUGAGGGCAAGAUAUUUUUUUCUAAAGAACUACUCCCAAAUGGGCAACCCAGUCUGAUACUUCUCAGAAAAAUUCUUUUUCUUCUAAUAGUAUGAAGCAUUUUCUCUUA
Phaeodactylum tricornutum CCAP 1055/1 is the source of this 2118-nucleotide messenger RNA. RefSeq lists its product with no specific name. The record is from RefSeq and is a predicted model, not a curated record. NCBI's taxonomy places the organism in Eukaryota, Bacillariophyta, Bacillariophyceae, Surirellales, Neidiaceae. Bases 204 to 2066 code for a protein of 620 amino acids. The transcript has a single exon.